CAUAAGGUAGCUACUUUCAGAUACUAAACCUUCAGGUUUUUUGGAAGAAGUAUCUGCAAGGGGAAAUUGUCACUCUAUUAGCAUACUUAAAGAUUGACGACGUCCAACGUUUUACAGCAUGAAAGGAAAAUGCGUUUAUCGCUAUCUGCUACUCUUCGCUGCACUAACAACCGAAGGUGUCUUCAGUGGAAGCAGCAAUGUUGAGAUUGUCCAUGGAGGUUGGUCUACCUGGUCUGAAUUCUCUCAGUGUAGUCCAUCCUGUGGCGGUGGUGUGCAAUACAGGACGAGGACCUGCAAUAGUCCUGCUCCAAAGAAUGGCGGUAAUCUUUGUGAAGGUCAAGUUGACGCAAAACAGACAGAUCAAAAAGGACAUUGGAAAAUAUGUAAUACACAGGACUGUCCAGAAGGUGGCAGUUCAUUCCGCAGCGAACAGUGUGCAGCUAAAAAGGCUGGUUCCGAAGAAUACUUCAUGUCGACUCCAGACAGUGCCUGCAAGUUGAUAUGCAGGUACAGCAACAAUGUCAACAUUUAUGGAAACGUCAAAGAUGGGACAAGAUGUAGUGACGACUUAUUCAAUAAUGACAUCUGUAUAUCAGGUGCAUGCCGGACGGUUGGCUGUGAUAACAUACUGGACUCUAAUGCAGUGUUUGACCGAUGUGGUCAGUGUGAUGGUGAUGGCUCUACAUGUAAACUAGUCCAAGGACUAUACACCAAAGAUCACACAGGAUAUGGAUAUGAGAAUGGAGACACAAUGGCAGUAUUGCCUGCAGGAACCACAAAUGCCCACUUUCAGCAACGGAAGAUGGAAUAUAACCAAAUAGGUACAGAAGAUYCAAAAGGGAAGGAAUUGAUUCCACAGCCAACCUGGACCAAAACGGUCUACAAGGCGGGUGCAAAGAUAACUUACACUCAUGAGGAUAAUAGAUAUYAUGACAAAAUCGAUAUAGUUGGGCCGCCAACUAAUCAAGAACUUCUAAUUAAGUUCUAUUUUGUUUAUGAGAGGAACCAAGGAGUCGACUAUAAAUACUACGUACCAUCCGAUGUCAAACAAAUACCUGCAAGCUUUGCAUCGAGGAUCUCAGAAUGGACAAGCUGUUCACGGUCAUGUGGAGGUGGUACUCAGACUCGUACAAUCCAGUGUUAUCGUACAGAUGAUAAUACUAUAGUUGGACAUCAGUAUUGCAAUGAAGCGACGAAGCAAAAAUGCAACGCACAGCCCUGUCCACAUCAUAAAAGGUUUGGCAUUGCUUGUUUCAAAGCUGAUCCAAUUCCACUGGAGGAAAACCUUGGUGAUUUUACCACCACCAUCAGCUGGGACAAUACCAAAGAUGUUGUCGAUCAAUGUGCUUCUCUGUCUUACAAUAAAGGCUACAUGUAUUUUGCACUUGGAAAUAACGGAAUAUGUUACUCUGGGCCAAACACCAAAGCAAUUUAUCCAACAGCUAAAUCUUAUGGAGUGAAAAAAGAAAAAUGCGCAGAUGGUGUUGGAAGAGCUGGGCAUUUUUUUGUUUACACAUUUGAACCCCUGCCAUCAUAUACAUCUCUGGGAUGCUAUGCAGAUAAAGACAAUAUUCGGGCUCUUCCUAUGUUAUACGCGUACAUGCGUUCUCAAAUCAAUUGGCAUUUCCCAAACAGGACCGUCGACCAGUGCGCUAAGAUAGCACGUGACAAGUCCUAUAAGUACUUUGGAAUCGAAUUCUACGGCGAAUGCUACUCAGCAAAUGACCUAACUGCUGCAAAUGAUUACAACAAGUAUGGUUCCAAAAACGAUUGCUGGGAAGGUAUAGGGUACACUUGGCAACUCUCUGUCUACAAAUUUGACUAGAAGUGAAAUCCUGCAAAAGACUAAAAUCAUCAAAGGAAUUAAGAAUCAAAGGAUUAAAAAACAGUUAAUUACUAAGUUCAUAAUGUUCUAUUCCGCGAAAAUCGGUGUAAACACAUUUCAUUUGGAAUGACCA
Messenger RNA from Exaiptasia diaphana, 1958 nucleotides. RefSeq names its product A disintegrin and metalloproteinase with thrombospondin motifs 16. Gene Ontology annotation, biological process: extracellular matrix organization. Bases 119 to 1825 code for a protein of 568 amino acids. Lineage: Eukaryota; Metazoa; Cnidaria; Anthozoa; Actiniaria; Aiptasiidae. Gene Ontology annotation, molecular function: metalloendopeptidase activity. The record is from RefSeq and is a predicted model, not a curated record. The transcript has 14 exons. Gene Ontology annotation, cellular component: extracellular matrix.